This is a messenger RNA of Schistosoma spindalis, 4024 nucleotides long. Lineage: Eukaryota; Metazoa; Platyhelminthes; Trematoda; Strigeidida; Schistosomatidae. The record is from the annotation of a GenBank genome assembly.
GUUUACUAGUACUCUUUAUCCAAUCCUUCCUAGUUCUUCCCAGUUGCUAUUCAUGUUUAUCAUGCCUAUCACCAACCUUCGUGAAAGAAUAUAAAUCGCCUACCAGUACUCUUCAUUCAAAUUUGUCCUAGGAAAUCUUUUCUAGUUACUAUUUAUCUUUAUCAUAUCUGCUUACAAUUCUCCAUGUAGUGUGUUCUUCAGCCUUCCUAUUCUGUGUUUCCCUUCAGAAUUCUAAGUUAGAGAUUGCUUCGUGAUAUAGAAUAUCAUAAUCUCAGGGUGUAGAUAAAUAAGAAAUAUCAAAUGAUGGUUAAAAGUUGUUCUAACACUCAAAUUAGUUUUAUAAUAUCACACUAUUAUUUAAUUAUACCAAUUGUAGUCAUUUAUCUACUAUCAUCUAUUUCUAUAUAAGUUGAUUUUAGAAAUGUAUCAAAGUUCUGGAACACAAUUUCACUUGAAAGACAAAAAACAUAUAAACAGUAAUAACCGUCAAAUUGUACAACUACUUUAUGAUUGAGAUGAUGGAUUGAUUGAUGUUAGGAUCUCACACGAAAGACUGAAAGCCCUGAAUUCAAAUCUCACUAGGCGGAAUUUUGGAUGCACACUGUUGAAGAGUCCCACAAUAAGACGAAAUAACUAUCUACUACAUCCAAGUUUUCAAUAAUGGUCUAACAUCAAUCAAUUUAUGAUCUCAAUCAAAAAAUAUUAAAUAAUCUCCCCAACCCUAAAGUUAAUUUUAGGAACAUAUAAAAGUUCUGGAACAUAAUUUCACUUGCAAGACGAGAAACAUACAAACAGUGAUAAUUGUUAAAUUGUACGGCUAGUUUAUAAAUGAGAUCAUGAAUCGAUUAAUGUUAGACUACGGGAUCUCAAAUGCGACACUAAACACCAUGGAUUUGAGUCCCACGAGUGGGAUCAUGAAUGCGCACUGUUGAAGAGUCCCACAAUAAGACGAAAUAACUAUCCACUACAUCCAAGUUUUCAAUAAUGGUCUAACAUCAAUCAAUUUAUGAUCUCAAUCAAAAAAUAUUAAAUAAUCUCCCCAACCCUAAAGUUAAUUUUAGGAACAUAUAAAAGUUCUGGAACAUAAUUUCACUUGCAAGACGAGAAACAUACAAACAGUGAUAAUUGUUAAAUUGUACGGCUAGUUUAUAAAUGAGAUCAUGAAUCGAUUAAUGUUAGACUACGGGAUCUCAAAUGCGACACUAAACACCAUGGGUUUGAGUCCCACGAGUGGGAUCAUGAAUGCGCACUGUUGAAGAGUCCCACAAUAAGACGAAAUAACUAUCCACUACAUCCAAGUUUUCAAUAAUGGUCUAACAUCAAUCAAUUCAUGAUCUCAAUCAAAAGUAUUUAAUAAUCUCCUUAACCUUAUACUGAUAUACAACUAGUAUCUAUCCAAUCAUUUUCUUUUUUUUUCUCUUUUUUCUUUUUCUCUCUUUUAUUGUUGUUGUUGUUGCUGCUGUUCUUGUUGCUUAGUGCUUAAUUAUUUGUAUCAAUCACUUUUAUCAAUCAAUUUUAUGGAUUUAAAUGAUCAAAUAAAUUCAGAUAUUUUAAACAAAUUUUUUAAUGAUUUACAAAUGAUUCAAUCAUCAUUUCAUUGUUUCAAUGAUAAAUCAUGUAUUCAAUUAUUAUUAUUAUAUUAUAUUCAUAUUAUUCAAUUGUAUCAAGAUCAUAUAAAUAAUAAUAAUAAUAAUAAUAAUAAUAGUAAUAAUGAUCAUUAUGAUUUAGAACAAGCUGAAGAUUUACGUGUUAUCGUAAACAAAGAUUAUAAUAUAUCAUCAAUUGAUUCAUUAGGAUUAUCAUUAUCUUUGCCAUCUUCAUUAUCAUCAUCAUCAUCGUCGACGUCGUCGUCGUCGUCGUUGUCAUCAUCAUCUUCACCAUUGUCAUCAUUGACAAUGACAUCAUCUUCAAAACUGGAUAAUGAUGGUGAUCAUGAUGAUGAUGAUGACGAUAAUGAUAAUGAUAAUGAUGUUAAUGAUAAAUCUCAAUUCACAUAUCAAACAAGAAAUCAUUCAAUUCAUUUCACAUCAAUACCAUCAUUCAUAUCAUCUGAGAAUUAUACAAUGAAUUAUGCUAUUCAACAACAACAACAACAAGAACAACAACAACAACAACAACAGCAACAGGAACAAUUGAAAACUACUCCAUUCACUUCAAUUCCUAUUCCUAUAAUGAAUGAAUUAUCAUCAUAUAUGACGAAUUCACAUAAUACAUUAAUAAACCAUAAUAAUAAUAAUAAUAAUAAUAAUAUACAUCUAUUAUGUAAUCAUCAAAAUAUACAAAAAUUUAAUGAAUCAAGGAAUUAUCAAGAUGUUCAAUAUUCAAUCAAUAAUCAAUUUAAUAAAAAUGAUUUAAAUGAUCAUCGAAUACAAAAAUUGAAUUCAUCAAAUAUUCAACAACCAUUGAAAAAUUCUACAAAAAAAACUUUAAUCAAUAUAAUGAGAAAUAAAAUUGGAUCAAAUAAAUAUAUUAGAUCAUCUAAACGAUCUACAGAUUAUAAAUCCCCAUUGGUACCAGAUCAAUAUCAAACAAAUCUGAGUCAAGAUAAUAAUAAUAAUAACAACUCAGAUAUGCUUAUGUCUUCAAAUUCUCCUCCUUCAAGUUCUUCACUAUUGUCGUCAUGUUUCUCCUUUUCACCAUCUUUAUCAUCAUCAUCAUCAUCAUCAUCAUCAUCAUCAUCAUCAUCAUCAUCAUCAUCAUCAUCAUCAUCAUCAUCAUCAUCAUCAUCAUCAUCAUCAUCAUCAUCAUCAUCUUCAGCUUCAUCAUCAGUUUUAUCAUCAGCUUCCUCUUCAUCAUUGUCUGCAACUUCAUCUCCUAAAAACUAUUUUCCAAUACAUGAUAAACUAUUCAAUUUAAAAUCUCGCUCUUUUUCAUUGAAACGAUCUCCAUUUAAAUUAUCACAAUUUUUAUAUUAUCUACUUAAUAAAUCUGAAUAUAAUCCACAUUUAAUUUGUUGGGUAGAUAAAUCACAAAAUAUGUUUAAAUUAGUUAAUAGUGCUGCAGUUGCACAUUUAUGGGGUUUACACAAGCAUAAACCAAAUAUGAAUUAUGAAACAAUGGGUAGAGCUCUUAGGUAUUAUUAUGCGCAGAAUAUUUUACGAAAAGUCAAAGGACAACGUUUAGUUUAUCAAUUCUUAGAGGAUUUUCAUAAAACUCAACAUCCUAUUAUUACUACUACAAUAUCUUUUACAUCAUCAUUCAUGACAACCACAAUUACAACAACUACUACAUCAAUAACUAAAACUAUACCAACACCUAUAACAAUCACAAACAGAACCAUAGUAACAGAAUUUCCAGAGAACAAUUCAAAAUCCAAUAUAAUUACACUUCAUUAAUGUUUUAUAUUCCGGUUUUUAUAACUUUAUCAUAUCUAUUUCCAAAAAAGAAAAUUGUUAUUAAUCAAAACUUUAGGCAUUUUAUUACAUAACUAUCACCACUACUACUACUACUACUACUACCACUACGUAUCAUACUUUUACUACUACUACUACUAAUAUUAAUCAUACUACUACCACUACUACUACAACAAUAACAACAACAACUACUACUACUACCACUACGUAUCAUACUACUACUACUAAUACUACUACCAACCAUACUUCUACCACUACUACUAAUAAUAAUAAUCAUACUACUACUACUACCACUACUACUACAACAAUAACAACAACAACAACUACUCCUACUACUACUACCACCACGUAUCAUACUACUACUACUACUACUACUACUACUACUACUACUACUACUACCAACCAUACUUCUACCACUACUACUAAUAAUAAUAAUCAUACUACUAACUGAAAAUAUGAAUGAAAAUAUCAAAGGUAAAACUGACUAUCAUUUGUACCAAAUGGUUAAUUGGUCAUUAUUUUUUAUUUAUGCUAAUAUUUUUACCUAUUCAAUUCUUUUUGUUUUUUUAUUAUUAUUGUAAAUGUGCUUAUAAAUUACAUAACAAUUACAUUGAAAAAUAAACAAUAUUAAAUAUGUGAAUUUAUUUUUAAAGUAAACAUUUUUCGAUUAU